UGUCUGUCCCCGGAUAUGCGGCCUGGGCUCUUUGGGGCCCGCACCACUCCCUGUCCCCCGUCCCCCCAUUUUGCUCCCUCCGGCUCUCAGCAUGCCCCUGGGGCUCGCUUUCCAUCCUCCCUCUGUGGGCUUCCCCAGUUCUCUCACAGCCCUGUGUUUUGGGGAGGUGUGGGACGCUGCCAGUCCCCCUUGCUGUCCCUACCUUCCCCCCCGAGUUCCCAAACGAGGGGCUCUGUCCCUCCCAUGGGUGACGGAUGGUCCUGGUGCUGGUCCUGCAGGAGGAACUGCCGGGGGAACCCCAACUGCCUGGUGGGCAUCGGGGAGCACGUCUGGCUGGGCGAGAUUGACGAGAACAGCUUCCACAACAUCGAUGAUCCCAACUGCGAGCGCCGCAAGAAGAAUGCAUUUGUGGGCUUAACGAACCUCGGCGCCAUGUGCUACGUGAACACUUUCUUGCAGAUGUGGUUUCUUAAUCUGGAGCUCCGGCAAGCCCUCUACUUGUGUUCCAGCAAUGAGCACACAGUCAGAGAGAGCAUCCCCAAAGAGCCUCAGACCAUUUGUGAGCAUCUUCAGUACUUGUUUGCCUUGCUGCAGAACAGCAGAAGGCGAUACAUCGAUCCCUCUGGGUUUGUCAAAGCGCUGGGCUUGGAUACAGGCCAGCAGCAGGAUGCCCAGGAAUUUUCCAAGCUGUUCAUGUCACUGCUGGAAGAUACUUUAUCCAAACAAGAAAAUCCAGGCGUUCGAAACAUUGUUCAGAAACAGUUUUGUGGGGAGUACGUCUAUGUCACGGUCUGCAACCAGUGUGGCAGGGAAUCCAAACUCGUGUCUAAGUUUUAUGAGCUGGAGUUAAACAUCCAAGGGCACAAGCAGCUGACAGACUGCAUAACAGAGUUUCUCAAGGAAGAAAAAUUAGAAGGGGACAACCGUUAUUUUUGCGAAACUUGUCAGAGUAAGCAGAAUGCCACAAGGAAGAUCAGGCUGCUAAGUCUUCCAUGCACACUCAACCUGCAGCUGAUGCGUUUCAUGUUUGACAGACAAACUCGCCAUAAGAAAAAGCUGAACACCUACAUUGGCUUCUCUGAGCUGCUCGACAUGGAGCCUUUUAUGGAACAAAAAAAUGGUGUUUAUGUAUACGAACUGAGUGCUGUUCUCAUACACCAAGGUGUGAGUGCAUACUCAGGGCACUAUAUCGCCCAUGUGAAGGACCCGAGGAAAUGGCCAGAAGUUAUACCAGAAGAGGUUUAGGUUGGAUAUUAGGAGUUUCUCCUAAUGGGCUCUACUCAGAGGAUUAUUAAGUUAAUAGGUUGUCAUUAGGUUGAUAGGUUAUAGGGUUAUUAGGGUAGGAUUAUUCUGCGAAUCGCGACGUAACGGGGCAAGGCUUAACCGAGAGGACAAUGGCAUGGAUAGGCGCAAUGCGGGGAUUUCGGGGUGUACGCGGUUAGGAUCCUCUCGAGUUGUAGUAGACUUUCUUGAGCUUGGAGAGGGGGAGAUGUUGUCAGCAACUGCGAGACCCCCCCACGGGAUGUGACGCGAUAGGCCCUCUCCCUGCUCUAUGAUUGAUGUGUGGCACGUGCCCUUAGGGGCGUAGACAAAGCACAUAGGUUGUAUAAGCUAGAGUUCACGUGUAAUAAACGCCAUUUUGCUGUUCAUCA
This is a messenger RNA of Tympanuchus pallidicinctus (lesser prairie-chicken), 1652 nucleotides long. RefSeq names its product ubiquitin carboxyl-terminal hydrolase 48-like. The transcript has a single exon. Gene Ontology annotation, biological process: protein deubiquitination. The record is from RefSeq and is a predicted model, not a curated record. Bases 16 to 1245 code for a protein of 409 amino acids. Gene Ontology annotation, cellular component: cytosol; nucleus. Gene Ontology annotation, molecular function: cysteine-type endopeptidase activity; cysteine-type deubiquitinase activity. NCBI's taxonomy places the organism in Eukaryota, Metazoa, Chordata, Aves, Galliformes, Phasianidae.